Yarrowia lipolytica CLIB122 is the source of this 357-nucleotide messenger RNA. RefSeq lists its product as uncharacterized. Gene Ontology annotation, molecular function: protein folding chaperone. Gene Ontology annotation, biological process: mitochondrial respiratory chain complex III assembly. NCBI's taxonomy places the organism in Eukaryota, Fungi, Ascomycota, Dipodascomycetes, Dipodascales. The record is from RefSeq and is a predicted model, not a curated record. Gene Ontology annotation, cellular component: mitochondrial matrix.
AUGUCACAGGGACUGACGGCUUACCGAAACGUUUUGCGAGCGGCCAACCUGGCGUUCAAGAAUGAUCACUUUGUGCUAGGACAGGCCAAGGCCAACAUUCGAAAGGGCUUUGAGGACGGCCGAAAGCUGGAUCCCAAGGACGAGGACGUCAAGGUGCGUCUGGAGCAUAUCAACGGCGUGGCCUACGUGCUGCGAACACAGGUGGUCCAGGGCCAGAAGCACAACCCUGAUGAGGAGAAGUACCAGCUCAAUCUGCACAAGGACUCCGAGAUGGGAGACAAUGAGUCCAUCAAGAGCCCUCCUCCCAUGCCCACCAAGGGCAAGAAGGGCAAGAAGGUCAAGUGCUGCUCCGAGUAG